Ostrea edulis (European flat oyster) is the source of this 2142-nucleotide messenger RNA. RefSeq lists its product as uncharacterized. The transcript is spliced from 4 exons. The coding region runs from base 1 to 2142 and encodes 713 amino acids. NCBI's taxonomy places the organism in Eukaryota, Metazoa, Mollusca, Bivalvia, Ostreida, Ostreidae. The record is from RefSeq and is a predicted model, not a curated record.
AUGGUACAAAGAAUUCAGAGGAUGUCAUUGGAUGUUAUUGAGGUGAAGAGCGACUUUCUGUAUUUACAACAUCAGCUUGUGGAUAUAAAGGACGAAUUACACAGUCUGAAGACAAAAGACCAGAAGCUGGAGGAAGAGAACGCUGAACUUAAACAACAAUUAAAGGCGAUCUACACCAGAUAUCAAACAGACGAAUUGACGAGCAAAUAUUUUGAGAAUUUAAAGACAGAAAAUUUAGCUCUAAAAAUAAAAUAUGAUAACAUGGCAAUGGAGAACAACGCUUUUCAAAGUCACCCGAAUCAGAUGAAUGAACAAAUAAGGGAAAUAGACGAUUUAAGCACACGUCUUAAUAUUGUUGAGGGCAGUAUGCAGAAUUUGUUCCUUUCAGUAAAUGCAUCGUUUGAGAAUAAUCGGGAGGAUCUGAAUGUUUCAUGUACACCAAAUGUGACUGGAUCGUCUGAAUGUUUUUCAGGCAGUGGCGUUACACUCUCCUCAACAACAGAAACAACAACGAUAACAACACCAGCAACUACUCAAGUACCAACAACAAAAGGCACUGAACCCAACCUUAACCCAACAACAACACCACAAACUACUCAAGUACCAACAACAAAAGGCACUGAACCCAACCUUAACCCAACAACACCACAAACUACUCAGGUACCAACAACAAAAGGCACUGAACCCAACCUUAACCAAACAACACCACAAACUACUCAGGUACCAACAACAAAAGACACUGGACCCAACCUUAACCUUAACCCAACAACAACACCGGCAGCUACUCAAGUACCAACAUCUAAAGGCACUGAACCCAACCUUAACCCAACAACAACAUCAAAAACUACUCAAGUACCAACAUCAAAAGCGCAUUUCAUUUCACGUGCUGACAUUUCUGUAGGUAGUAGAGGCACGGAGUUCCUUAUACUGUUCAUGCGAAACCUCUUUUCAGUAGGAUCCUUAACUAUUUAUGUAGCAUCUGACAGGAAAGUAAUGGUGGAUAUAUCAAGCUCCCCCGAAUUAGAUGCAACGAUUAAAUCGGCAGUUGACAGGAGAUUGAAUAUUACCCAUGAUUCAAAAUUCACUUUUCCUCCCACUUUGGCUUGUCAGGAUGGGACAGUGGAACCCAAGGCUGUGAUUGUACAGACAUCUGAACUCUCAGUGGUGACAAUAUUUGAUAGUUUUGAUAGAGCUACUAACGAUGGAACGCUUAUUAUCCCCACAAACAAACUUUCAAAGAAGUACUUUGUAUCCUCCACACAACCUUACUCUUCAUCGCCUAGCCUUUACAGUCAGUUUGCUGUAGGCGCCCUAUACAACGGAACAGACUUAAACGUUACCUUUAAAAUGAAGGACAAGUCUCCGAUGUCUCUACUUGGUGAUACAUACAGAGAUGGAGAUGUUUUCUCGUUAACUUUGGAGAGAUUGGAAACAUUUCAGAUCGGGCAUACCACCGACCUCUCUAGUACAGUAAUCACGUUCUCAAAACCUGUAGCAGUGUUUUCUGGAAAUCGAUGUAAUCAAUUGAAAAGUAGUUCCUGCAGCCAUAUCUUAACCCAGUUGCCACCGAUAUCCGAAUUAGAUAAUCAGUAUGUUGUUCCCUCUUUCUACAACAAUACAGGAACUUUGAUUCAGGUGAUUAGUGAAAAAUACAAAAACGUGGAAGUAACUUCAAAUGAAAUAACGGUGCUACUUUCAGAUCGCCCUGUGUUAGUAACUGCUUUUGGAAUGGGUACGCCGUACGGUGGAAAUGAAAUCAAUAAUAACCACGACUCCUACAUGACCGUCAUACCUGGUGUACAUCAGUACCUCAAUUACUACAAAGUGGUGGUGCCUGGCGGAUAUGACGAAAACUUUCUCUGUGUGAUGAUUUCAUCAGAAUUUUUAAAGUCCCUGAGGAUAAAUGGCUACACCGUUGACCAUUAUGAAAAAGUAUAUCAAGGAUAUGCAGUUGUAGAGAAAAGGUUCCUAGUGUCUACUUUUAAAGUUCAAAACAGAAGUUUCGAAUUAACAACGUUAGACAAAUCACAUUUUGGGCUACUUGUGUACGGCCAUCGGCGGGAUGACGGUAUGGGUUCGCUGGAAACUUUGUCCUCGUCUAAAUAUUGUAAAAGAAUAAAACCUAACGGAAUCCAUGCAUGA